AUGAAGGAAACCAACAUAAUUGAGUCAUGCAGGUUUUUCAUUAGCUUUGUACCACACAUCUUCUUGUUCUUGUUCUUCUUCAAUUUAACCACUUGUGAUUCAAUUAAUGUCCCUUCAGAUAAAAUCCUCCUCAAUUGUGGUUCUUCAGGAGCAUCACAAUUCAAUGGUGUUAAUUGGAUAGGAGAUAUUGGAUCUAGUUUCUUGCCUCCAGCAUAUGACAAGAGUUCAACUUCAUUCUUGGUCUCAAACACACACCCUCUAGCACCAAAAGUCCCUUACUCAACAGCAAGAACAAUUCAUUCUCCAUUGACCUACUCAUUCCCAUUUUCCCCUGGCCUUAAAUUCAUUCGCUUUUACUUUCUCUCAACUUCAUAUUUGAUGAUGAACCCCUCCAAUGCUUAUUUUUCUGUCAAAGCUGGUCCUUACACUCUAGUUAGUAAUUUUAGUCCAUCUGUUGCUGCUGAAGAGCUCAACUUAGUGUAUAUCACUAAGCAUUUCUUAGUUAAUGUCAAUGAAAAGAAACUAAACAUUACUUUCAGUCCAUCACCUCUAAUUUCCAAUGCAUUUGCCUUUGUAAAUGGCAUUGAGAUCUUCUCAGUUCCCCCCAGUACAUACUUCCAAGGUUCCAAGGUUCGUGUUCCUUACCUCGGGCAUCAAGAAACGUUAUUUAUUAAUGAUGAAUAUGCUCUUGAGAUGCUUUACCUUGUUCAAGUUGGUGGUGAUGAUCACACUGUUGAUGUUGGAAAUUCAUUUGGGACAUGGUCGGAAGAUAAGAGCUCCAUAUUUGGUUUACAAUAUGGAAGUGUUCUUAAUAUAAAGAGCCGUCCCGUUAACUUGAAUUACACCACUAUGAGUUCAAAUGAUUAUAAUUUUUCAGCUCCAGAAGAACUAUAUUGGACUGCCAGGACUAUGGGUAGCAAUGGAGACAACAACAUGAGAUACAAUUUAACAUGGUCAUUCCCUGUUGAUUCUGGAUUCAAUUACCUUGUUAGGCUUCAUUUUUGUGAGAUCUCCUUAGAGGUAACGCGGUUCAACCAAAGGGUGUUCAAGGUGUUCAUAAACAACCAAACAGCAGAGGAGAGGAUGGACUUGGUUGCUUUGGCUGGUGCACCGUUUACUCCUUUAUACAGAGACUAUGUUGUUAUGGUUCCUAUGAAAAGUGAGACAAGGCAAGAUAUGUGGAUCGCACUUCACCCCAACUUGGAAUCAAAUCCUAAAUAUGCUGAUGCCAUAUUGAAUGGCAUUGAGAUCAUCAAGUUAAGUGAUAGCAAUUAUAAUCUUGCAUCAAGUUUCCAGCUGAAAAAGGAACAAAAGGAGAAGAAGAAGAAGAAACUUCCACACGUCAUUGUUGUUGCUGCUAUUUCAGGUAUCAUUUUGGUACUUUUCAUUACAUGUUUAAUUCUUAUACGAAGAGCAUGGAAAAAACUGAAGAGGGGAAAUUUUUGGGUACUCCCAUUAAAUCAUACUGGAAGAAGUCAGGAAAAUAUUCAAGUAACAGUGACCUCAGGUCAUGGCUAUCAUCAAUUCACAUUAGCAGAGAUCAGCAUAGCCACCAACAAAUUCAGUGAAGCUCUUGUCAUUGGGGAGGGAGGCUUUGGAAAAGUGUACAAAGGCAUCAUGCAUGGUGGAGUUACUCCUGUGGCAAUAAAGCGCUCUAAACCGAGUUCUGGUCAAGGAUUUAAGGAGUUUCAAAAUGAGAUCAAUUUUUUCUCCUUUUGCCACAUGAAUCUAGUGUCACUGCUUGGUUACUGCCAAGAGGGAAAUGAACUUAUACUUGUCUAUGAAUACAUGGCUCAGGGCUCUCUUUGUGAUCAUUUAUACAAGAAACAAAAACAGCCACUGCCUUGGAAUCAAAGACUAAAGAUCUGUGUUGGUGCAGCUAGAGGACUACAUUACCUCCACACGGGCACAAGGCACCCAGUUAUUCACCGUGAUAUCAAAUCAUCCAACAUAUUAUUGGAUCAUAAUUUUGUACCCAAGAUUGCAGAUUUUGGGUUAUCUAGAAUAGUUCCUUCAAUUUACCACAGCCAUGUUAGCACUGAGGUUAAAGGUACUUUUGGAUAUUUAGAUCCUGAGUACUAUAAGCGAAGAAAACUGACCGAAAAAUCUGAUGUCUUUUCAUUUGGGGUGGUUUUGUUUGAAGUGUUGUGUGGAAGACCAGCUGUGAAUCCUAUUGCAGUGGAAGAGGAAAGUGAGAAAGUUGGAUUGGCCCAGUGGGCCUUGCAUUGUUACCAAUCUGGAACCAUUGAUCAAUUAGUUGAUCAACAUCUAGAUGGAAAGAUUAAGCCAGAAUAUCUAAUGGCUUUUGUGGACAUUGGCAUACAGUGCUUGGCUAACAAGAGUGCAGAAAGGCCAACUAUGGGGGAGGUGCUUAGUAAUUUGGAGAAGAUCUUUUCCUUGCAUGAGAGUUUAGAAGAACGAGAAAUUACCACAGGUCAAUUUAUACAUGAGACUGGACUGGAGUAUAUGACAUGA
Molecule: messenger RNA, 2475 nt
Organism: Gastrolobium bilobum
Lineage: Eukaryota; Viridiplantae; Streptophyta; Magnoliopsida; Fabales; Fabaceae
Product: receptor-like protein kinase FERONIA
Exons: 1
Coding region: 1-2475 (824 amino acids)
Biological process (GO): protein phosphorylation
Molecular function (GO): ATP binding; protein kinase activity
Source: RefSeq, a predicted model, not a curated record